GGGCUUCGCGAGGGCAAAGGUGAAUGGUGUCAACAUGGCGUCUUCAAUGAAGCUAAGUUGCUGGGGCGGCGACUGGGGGUUGCCGUCGGUGCACGCCGAGAGCCUCGUUGUCAUGACUUAUGCCAGGUUUUCAGGUGCACCAUUGAAAGUCAGCAUAAUAGAUAAUGUAUGGAAAGCACCAAGAGGGAGUAUACCAUUAUUGAUAUCAGAUGACACUGUUAUUUCUCAGCCAGCAAAAAUAUUAAACUUUUUAAGAAAACAGAAGUAUAAUGCUGAUUAUGAAUUGUCUUCAAAGGAAGGAGCUGACACACUGGCAUAUGUUGCACUGCUUGAAGAAAAACUACAUCCUGCUAUGCUGUAUACUUUUUGGAUUGAAGCUGAUAAUUACUAUAAUGUGACAAAACCAUGGUUUGCUUCAAGGAUUCCAUUUCCCUUGAGUUGGUACCUGCCUAGAAAGAUGUCCAGGGAAGCUCUUAAUAGGAUCUUGCUGACAAAGGGAGGGCCUCCACUCUAUAGCAUCACUGAAGUAGAAGUUCAGAUCUACAGAGAUGCAAAGGAAUGUCUGAAUCUUCUGUCAAAUAGACUGGGUUCAUCUCCAUUUUUCUUUGGAAAUAAACCCACAACACUUGAUGCCUUCGUGUUUGGUUUUCUUGCUCCUCUUUAUAAAGUACCAUUCCAUAAAGUCCAGUUACAAGAGCAUCUGAAGCAGCUUCCCAAUUUAUGUCGCUUCUGUGAUGAUAUUCUGAGUUGCUACUUUAGACGAAACUUCUCAGGCACUUCUCCAGAGGGUCAAGAUACAGUUGAUGCGAAUCUCCAGAAACUCACACAGCUCGUGAACAAGGAAUCUAAUUUGAUUGAAAAGAUGGAUGAUAAUCUUCGCAAGAGCCCUCAGCAUCCUCCUCGUAAGCUGACAGCUGUCAAACUUUCUACAGCUGAAGAAGGAAAUGAUUCACUGAAUCGCUUGUCACCCUGAUAGUUUUUAAUUUCAUAUUUAUAGAUUAACAGUUUCUCAGAAUGAAUAUAUAAUCAAUUUUUGCACUAAAUCUAUGUGUAUAUGAAUCUGUGACAAAAGAUAAGUUGACAUGGGUGCAGGUCCAUUCAUUUAACCAUUUAACCAAUUCAUUGUAUGGUCAUGUUAAAAAUACUACACCUAAGUUAACCCAGGCAAGAUCACUGAGUAAUUGUUAAAUAUACUGUGUAUUGUCACCUUUAAUGCUGCAUAACGCUUGCCUUUUCAGGUUAAUAUGUGUCUUGACCAAAAGCUAGGAUUCCCCUUUUUGGAAUAGACUAACAUAUCAGCUUCUUCUGCUAGAUUGGGUUUUCAGUUUUGACUGCAAUCAUGUUAUGCCUCAGCUUGUUGUAUAUUGGAAUAGGCACUUGAUCACCACUUUUAGAAUUUUUGUAGUUUUCUAAAAUAGCUCAAAUACUGAAAUUAAAGUAUCAGCAUAUACCACAGAACAAUAGUGAAUGGUAUUUGCCAUUUUGGAACAUGUGCAAGCAAUGGUAAAUAUAUGCAAUGUAUGCUAUUUUUAAAAGAAUAUAGAUUUUUAAAAAUUAGUCUUACUGCCAUUGGCAUUUCAUUUCAUAUUUAAAUGUUUAUUCAAAUCUGGUUUUAUCAAGAACUGGACUGGACAAGCCUGAUCAGCUUCCUGAAAGCAUAUUACAUACAAAAUUGCAGCCAUUUUUACUGACUCCUUUUUUUCCUACUUUGCUCUCCCUUGCUUUUCAUGCUUCUCCAGUAGUUUCCAGUUCUCUGGAACAGGGUGACGCAGGGUAAAGUGGAAAGAAUGUCCUUCACACCCCAUUUCCAAUGUGAGGGAACUUCAACCAUAGCAAGUCUAGGGUCCAUACAAUUGGCAUUACUUCUUUUUAACCUGCUUUGUGCUCGAGGUGCUUCAGUUUUUGCUUUUAUGCAGCUCAUCGACACCAACCUGAAUGACCUAGCCUUUUCCCUGGAUUAGAAUGCUUUAGUUAAUGAAUUAAAAGAGGAUAUUGAGCUUGUGCAGUAUGUUGAUCUAUGCACAUAGAGUUCCUGGUGGGCAUGGGCUUCCCCAAGUACUUGAACUAACAAUGGUAAUGCACCAGUCAGAACUGCUGUUCAUAGAGCUCUGUCCCUGACACUUUUUUGUUACAGUUUGUUUGUUUGUUUGUUUGUUUAUUUCACAGGGCGUAGAUGCCACUCUAAUCCAAACUGAUUCUGAGCAGCUUACGCACCUUAUUUGUGCUAAAAGUUUAAAGCACAAAUGACAAUAUAACAAAAACAGCACCGAAGAGAAAUAAAAUGCGGAAGCAGUGCACAUAAAACUUCUCAGUAUAGAGACAGAGCUCAGCAUUUAGGGAAAGCCUCUAAGUCAGGCUCAUUUUAUAACAUCUGUCUAUAAUGGCACUGAGAAGCAUUUCAGCUUAGUAGUUUUGCCACAAUUAAUAUAAUAAUUCUUAUAUUCCAAAUCAAGGCUGGACAACUGUUAGUAGGAUGAGCUGGAUGGUUUAAAAGUCAGAUGGUUAGGGAUUGGUUUGCAAGAGGAAGGAAUAAAGUUGUAUAAGAGGUAGGAUAUUGAAAUAUUUAAGUCUUGAGAUCUUUGAAUAGUAUGGACUUUUGAAGGUACAUUUUGCAGGGAUGUAUUGUCAAUCUUCUUGUACCUGCUUGAAGUAGCUCCCUGGGCCCCUAUUUCUAACCUAGCUAGUGCUACAAAAUAGGGCACAUUAGUGUGGAAACCUAUAAAACACUGAUGGAAUGGAAUAUGGAAGGUUGCACAAAAUUGGGAUGUGGUCUAGGCAAGGGCUUUCAUUGAUUCUCACUAAAAUUUAUUUCUGAAUUUCAGUCAACAGAAUAUUUUUGGAAAAGGACUUAACCAAAAUGGCAUCUUCCUUUAAUCAACUGAUUUUUUGUGUGUAUCUUAAUUCCGUACUUUUCAUAUGUAAACAGCUUCCUUUUUGUUUGACUUUAUUUUGCCAAUAAUACCUGAUACUUUUCUCUAAAUUACUUGGAGUAUUCAGUGAAUGUAGAGACAUAGCUGUUUCAACAAGUUUGUAAAUUGUGUAUAUAAAUGUACUUACAGAAUAUUACUUUAUAAAAUAAAGUAUGUAGCAAGCUCUUCAUGUAUCUUGUAUUUAUAACAAUACUUUUGGAUGUCUAACCAGAAUAAAAUUAAAGUUUCAUGUUA
Candoia aspera is the source of this 3164-nucleotide messenger RNA. It is a transcript of the gene MTX3, whose product is annotated as metaxin 3. Gene Ontology annotation, cellular component: cytoplasm; SAM complex. The record is from RefSeq and is a predicted model, not a curated record. The transcript has 9 exons. Lineage: Eukaryota; Metazoa; Chordata; Lepidosauria; Squamata; Candoiidae. Gene Ontology annotation, biological process: mitochondrion organization. Bases 35 to 973 code for a protein of 312 amino acids.